AUGCAGAGGCUCACAAUGAUUUAUGUCGUAAAUAUAAUAUUGUUGAAUGGUGAUCGUGUACUUACAAGUGACGUAGAAACACCGAAAAAUAUCCUGUUUAUUUUGAUUGACGAUUUGCGCCAUCGCUCGGACAAAAAAGUUUAUUUGCCUAACAUCAACUUCUUAGGAAAAACUGGUGCUACCUUUAAUAAUGCGUUCGCUCAACAAGCCUUAUGUGCGCCCAGUCGUAAUUCCCUUCUAACAGGUCGUAGGCCCGACUCGCUUCGCUUGUACGACUUCUACAGCUACUGGCGCGAUCGCAGUAACGGACAAGGGAAUUUCACAACCAUACCACAGUUCUUCAAAGAGCAUGGAUACGAUACUUACUCCGUGGGAAAAGUGUUCCAUCCUGGAAAAAGUUCGAACUUCACAGACGAUUACCCGUACAGCUGGUCGGAGUAUCCGUAUCAUCCCCCGACAGAAAUGUACAAAGACGCUAAAGUGUGUCGAAAUAAAAAAACGAAAAAACUAGAGAGAAAUCUAAUUUGUCCAGUUUCUGUUAAAAGACAACCAGGACAAUCUCUACCAGACUUGCAGUCGUUGGAUUACGCUAUUGAUUUCCUGAAAAAGAGAAACGGGAGUAAGCCGUUUUUCUUAGCAAUCGGAUUUCACAAGCCGCAUAUACCAUUGAAGUUUCCAAAGGAAUAUUUAAAACAAAUGCCAAUUAGCAAAGUGCAUAGACCUAAAGAACCGAACAUUCCCAAGGACAUGCCUUUGGUGUCUUGGCACCCGUGGACGGACGUACGGAAACGCGAUGACAUUCGCCGCUUAAACAUCACAUUUCCUUUCGGCGUGAUGCCCACUAAAUGGACGUUGAAGAUACGGCAGAGUUACUACGCGGCGGCUAUGUACAUUGACGAAUUGAUUGGGACCCUGUUAAGCUAUGUGGACAUGCAGAAAACUAUAAUUGUACUGACAAGUGAUCAUGGUUGGUCACUCGGCGAAAACGGACUUUGGGCAAAAUACAGUAACUUCGAUUACGCUCUUAAAGUUCCAUUAAUAUUCAAAUAUCCCAAGCUGAUUCCAACUGUUGUCCAUGAACCGGUCGAAUUAAUAGACAUUUUCCCGACCCUGGUUGAUCUUACCAAAUUAUCUGACGAAAUACCCAAAUGUCUGAACCAUAAAGACACGUCACAGCUUUGUUUCGAAGGAAAAAGUUUAGUUCCUUUCAUUGAAAAUAAUAUUAAUGGACUUGAAACUUUUGCAAUAAGUCAGUACCCGCGACCGAGUGUGUAUCCGCAGAAAAAUUCGGACAAACCACGUUUGAAGGACAUCACUAUUAUGGGUUACAGCAUCAGAACGAAAAGAUACAGAUACACAGAAUGGAUAUCGUUUAAUAACACGCUCUUUACAAAAAAUUGGAACAAUAAUUAUGGCAUAGAACUGUACGAUCACAUUAUUGAUCCAAUCGAAUCUAAAAACUUAUUUUUGGUCUCAAAAUACAAAAAUAUUGCAAAGGUCUUAUCUAUACGAUUAAGAUCUAGUGUUGAUGUCAUUGUUUAAAUUAUAUUAUAUGAAUAAUACUUUUUAAGUUGCUAAUACAUAUAUUUUAAAUAAUCCCGAUUAAUAUAAAAACGCUCAUUAACAAAUUUUCCCUAGUAAAAAUCUGAUACCUAGUAUCGACUGAAGCGAACAGAAAAAAUAUUAUCCUCUCAAUAAUACAAACAAUCGCUAAAACAGUUUUUUCAUAAAUAUUAUACCAUUAUGUAUAUAUUUAACCAGAUGACUAGAUAAAUACUCUUUUUUUAAAAGGUAAUUACCCAAUUUCUGUUCAAUUAAAAAUGUAGAUAUUUUCUGGACAACAUUCUAGUAUUUAAAUUCUGAAAUGGUCACACAUAAAAAACAUUACAUAAUAUUCAAAUUACCUAACUUAAAGAAUAUAAUUAUUAUUAAAAUUCAAAAGAUUCAGGCUAAAUCGAAUAAGGAACCGUAUUUUUAAAUGAAAAUAAUUUCAUCGAACAUCUAAUAAAUUCUCUUUGGUCUGUGUAUUCAUUUCACUGUUUUUAAGCAGGUUUGAAGAAACAAAUCUAUAGACCAGUGAUUCUCAACCACUGUGCCGCGACACUUUUGUGUACCGCCAAAUUUCAAAAGUGUGCCGCCAAAUUUUGCAAAUAAGUAAUAAUGUUA
Molecule: messenger RNA, 2166 nt
Organism: Bombyx mandarina (wild silkworm)
Lineage: Eukaryota; Metazoa; Arthropoda; Insecta; Lepidoptera; Bombycidae
Gene: Ids
Product: iduronate 2-sulfatase
Cellular component (GO): cytoplasm
Molecular function (GO): iduronate-2-sulfatase activity
Source: RefSeq, a predicted model, not a curated record